This is a messenger RNA of Syngnathoides biaculeatus (alligator pipefish), 1507 nucleotides long. RefSeq names its product cationic amino acid transporter 2-like. Gene Ontology annotation, biological process: amino acid transport; transmembrane transport. Gene Ontology annotation, cellular component: plasma membrane. Bases 182 to 1507 code for a protein of 441 amino acids. Gene Ontology annotation, molecular function: amino acid transmembrane transporter activity. The record is from RefSeq and is a predicted model, not a curated record. The transcript is spliced from 9 exons. Lineage: Eukaryota; Metazoa; Chordata; Actinopteri; Syngnathiformes; Syngnathidae.
CAGAAAUUGCACAUAUGUCUGAAAUGUAACAUAAUGCAUCAAAAAAUGUGCCGCUAUGAAGAGUUAACAGUGAAGAGACUGAGAUAUUCUCGCAAGUGGAGUGGUUUGAAACGCUUCGAAAGUCACACACAUCCUGCAAAGUCGCUCAGUGUCCAACAUUGUUAGUGCAGCCCUGGAUAAAAUGUUCUGGCAACGCACUGACUCUUUACAUUGCUUCACUAGGAUGCCUGGUGCAAAGAUCCUGCUCUUCCUUCAGAGCCUGACACGCAGGAAACCUCUUGAGCCCGCAGGAGAGGUGUCUAACUUCCGCCGUUGCCUGACAACCAUUGACCUUGUGGCUUUGGGGGUGGGCAGCACAUUAGGCGCCGGCGUGUAUGUGCUCUCCGGAGAAGUGGCCAGAACUGUGGCCGGACCCAGUAUCAUCAUCUCCUUCUUGAUAGCAGCCAUAGCCUCAGUCUUUGCAGGCUUGUGCUAUGCUGAAUUUGGUGCUCGGGUUCCCAAGACAGGUUCUGCCUACCUCUACAGCUACGUAACAGUGGGAGAGAUCUGGGCUUUUAUCACUGGCUGGAACCUUCUGCUCUCUUAUGUCAUAGGGACAUCAAGCGUGGCCAGAGCUUGGAGUGGAACCUUUGAUGACCUCAUUGGAAAUGUCAUUGCCAAUUCUUUGGGAAAACAAGCUCCCAUGGACCUGCCAGGAUUAGCUCCCUACCCAGACUUCUUUGCAGCUGGCCUUAUCAUGCUCUUGGCAGGUAUUCUUGCAUUCGGUGUUAAAGAGUCUGCCAUCGUGAACAAAGUUUUUACGGCAGUUAACAUCGUAGUCUUGCUCUUUGUUAUCCUCUCUGGCUUCAUAAAGGGAGAUCUCAACAACUGGUACAGUGGUGAAGAAACUCUUCAGAAUUCACAUGAAAACACAUCAUUGCUCAAUGAAACCAUGACUUUUGGAACCGGGGGGUUUUUCCCUUUUGGCUUUGGUGGAACAAUAGCAGGAGCGGCUACUUGCUUUUACGCAUUUGUCGGCUUUGACUGCAUUGCCACAACAGGAGAGGAGGUUCAGAAUCCCCAGAAGUCAAUCCCACUCGGGAUUGUGGCAUCCCUCCUCAUUUGCUUCCUGGCUUAUUUUGGCGUAUCUGCCGCCCUGACUCUAAUGAUGCCGUUCUAUUUGCUGAGUGUUAACAGCCCACUGCCUGUGGCGUUUACAUACGUGGGGUGGGGGCCUGCAAAGUACGCCGUGGCAGCGGGAUCCCUCUGUGCACUGUCAACAAGCCUCUUGGGAUCAAUGUUCCCUAUGCCCCGAGUGCUCUUUGCCAUGGCCAGGGACGGCCUUCUCUUCAGCCUUCUGAGCAGAAUGAGUGAGAGGCAAAGUCCUGUCAUUGCUACUCUAUCUUCAGGUGUUGUUGCAGCCAUCAUGGCAUUAUUGUUUGACUUGAAGGCGCUGGUUGAUAUGAUGUCCAUUGGAACCUUGUUUGCAUACACCCUUGUUGCCAUAUGUAUUCUCAUAUUAAGGUAA